CUUCAGUCUCAUGUCUUGUGCAACUCGGAGGAGGAGAUAUUUUAUGAUUAUCUGACUAAAGAACCAUCAGUCUUUAGUAUUGGCAUAAAAUUAUUUGGAUCAUUUCAUUGUAUAGCUGAAUUAACGCGCCGACUGAUUUCUAGGACUGACUGCUUCUAGAAAACUUUUUAAUACCACUGUAAAGUUCAAUUUACAAUUAAAUAGAUAUGGUGAUUAAUUGGUUAUUCUGGAACUUAUUGAAUUGGAAUAACCAACAAAGAGGAUACAAAGUAGGAUUUAAGAAUAUUUUUGGAAAAAUCCGAUUAUUGAAAGACUAUUAUUCUUGUUUUGAUGAUCGAAUGAUUUGUGUUCAAAAACUGCAAAGCAGUUCUUUCUUCAUGAAGAUAUGAAGGUGUAAAAACUCCUACAAAGACUACAAGAUUAAAACAUGGCAUUCCAUUUAUCCCUCUGGGUUCUGUUUAUAUUGCCAAAGAUUUUAGUCACAGCUAACGUCACCGACGAAUUCAACGACACUUCAACAAAUACGACUAUCUGGCCAAAAAAUGAAUGGAGUGGGGCUGUUAUUCAACAGGUUGUUACCCUGUCCGUCAUCAUCCUUGUCACUUUGGUAGGAAAUACAAUUAUCGUGCUGGUCUUAUCUUUAUCUCGAUAUCGAAACCGUUCCUCCAGAGUAAACAUCUUCAUUCUGAACCUAGCUAUUGGUGACUUAGCAGUCUGCUGUAUAACCAUGACGUCAGAACUUCUUUUCGAGGUAUUUGGAGAAUGGAAAUUGGGACCUAUCGCAUGUAAAGUGAUUGUGUAUGCCCAAAUCGUGACCCUGGCAAGUACUACUUUCAUCCUCACUUCGAUGAGCUACGACCGCUAUUUGGCGAUUUGUCGACCUCUGAGAACAACAGGUGGUGUCACACAGGCAAAACGACUCAUCAUUGGAUCUUGGCUGUUAGCAUUUGUCUUUGCUAUCCCUCAAAUCUUCAUUUUUGUUCAAGUAGAAGAAAGAGACGCUGAAACUGGAAUUAUUCGUCAGAAAUGCGAAAGCAAAGGAUACACUGCAUUAUGGCAACGCAAAGUAUACUUCACAUGGCUCACAACUUAUAUUCUAAUCAUUCCUGCCAUUUGCAUCUGUUACUGCUACAUCAACGUCCUGCGCACUGUUUGGAAAGCAGCUAAAGAUCACCACCAUAAAGGUUCGUCGUCCGUAUUUCUACGCAGAUCUCAAAAUGCAGCCUCCAUGAUACCACGAGCAAAAAUCAAGACCCUGAAGCUCACCAUUUGUAUCAUAGCUAGCUUCAUUAUAUGCUGGACUCCCUACUUUAUCGUGAACAACAUCAGAAUCUACAGCAACUACACCAUAACGGUCUCCAAGAAUGUCAUCCUUGGGGUUCAAACCCUUGCAUUGCUCAAUUCUGCUCUUAACCCAAUAUUUUAUGGCUACUUCAAUGUUCAUCUUCGCAAAGAUUUCAAAGAGAUUGUAUAUCGCAAGAAAGAUCUUGGCACUUGCUUGAUGGCCCAGUCUUGUGGAGCAGCAGUUGGUGGUGACUCAUGGGACACCACUUAUUCUGCUUCCAUGAAUAAUCAUACUCCACACCCGUUUAGAAGACACAGGUCUUGCAGUGGAAGGCCAAAUGGCCGAAGUCCAACUCCAGCUGGGGAAGCCAGACGUGCUAAGGCUCCAAAAUGUGACUGCGCAGAUGUCUGAAUUCUCUUUCUUCAACACCACUCGCUACAUUCAUAGCUCAAAAACUUUCUUCCGAUGAAACAGACAUUCAUCUGGAAUCGAGAGACUCCAUUUGAAAAUCCCUAAGCGGAUUAUUUCAUUCGAUGUAACUUAAGUGUAAAACUCAUUUAAAUAUACUUGAUAUUAACUUUGAUGUUCUGCUACAUGAUCGUGCUUCAUUUUGAUGUUACAGAGAGAUGUAUAAUGUGUUCAAUAUUUGCUGUUAAUCUUGGUAUAAAUUGGUUAAAUAUCUUCUAUGAGAUACUCUAGGACGAAAAUUGCUUUUUCUUGCAUUGAAAUGAUACGUGUUUGUUGUUAUUGGACGAAUAUAUGUCAUUUGUUGUGUAAAUAUAGUAAUAGAAAUUGUAGAUCUGAUUGUAAUAGAUGUGCAUUUUAAAACCAAAUUAAAUGUAAUUAUUGAUGGUUUCAAUAAAAAUUUGCGGCUGA
Messenger RNA from Argiope bruennichi, 2161 nucleotides. RefSeq names its product neuropeptide S receptor-like. NCBI's taxonomy places the organism in Eukaryota, Metazoa, Arthropoda, Arachnida, Araneae, Araneidae. Gene Ontology annotation, biological process: G protein-coupled receptor signaling pathway. Gene Ontology annotation, cellular component: membrane. The transcript is spliced from 4 exons. Gene Ontology annotation, molecular function: peptide binding; neuropeptide Y receptor activity. The record is from RefSeq and is a predicted model, not a curated record. Bases 428 to 1696 code for a protein of 422 amino acids.